AUGCCUCCGCUUGAACCACCAUCUAUAAUACCAGCGCAGCUCUCGUUCCUGACCAUAUACAACCCGUCGCUCGGGACCACGGAUGAGACCCUUCAGGACCAGAUUGUGUUCUACUACUCAACUCCGAAUCAAACAAAGCUACCAGGAGAUGUGCCGGAAAGGGAUACGGCGAGCACAGACUCCUCUAAGGAAGAGAAUAAAAGACUACGCCAUGUAGGGCUUGCGCAAGGCAUGGUGAGCUUCGCCAAAAACUUCUCAAGCGGAGAGCCCGUCGACUCAAUAGAGACCGAAAACUCUCGAAUUGUUUUGAAAGAGUUGGAGCCCGGUUGGUGGAUUCUAGCGAGUAUUGACUUGACAAAAAUAAUACAUGUCCAAAAAGGGUCGACAAGUUCCAGAGAAGAGACCUCAAAUGAUAUCCAGGUUGAAUACUCUUCGAGAGAACUAUCAUCUCCAUAUCUCCUUAGCCAACAACUCUCAAAGGCGUAUUCCAUAUUUUUGCUACAUCAUGGCAGUUCUUUGGCAAGUCUUUACAAAACCAUAUCAAGGAAAACCUUCUGCAUCUAUCUUGACCGAUAUUGGACACGGUUUGUGUGGAGUUGGGAUGUUUUGCUCAAUGGCAACCCAGCAAUAGAUCUCUUUUCUGCCACCAAGCUAGCUGGAGGCGGAGAGCUUGGAAUAGGAGUUGGUGAAGAGGAAUGGGGGAGCGGUGAACGAGAGGUUCUAGAAGGGUUCAUCUCGAGGACAGAAGGUUUGGUUGAUAUGGUAGUCUCAAGGUUUGGUGAUGCCGAGAAUCCCUUAAGAGAGGAGACACCUUCCAAAGAGGAGCCUACAAAGCCUUAUAAACAAGAGUGGACUGGCCGUAUGAUGUUGCCUGGUCCGCAAGACGGUGUCAUAUUUUCUGGGAUCGGGGCAUUGUCACGGGAAUCUUUAACACACGUUUCUCAGUGGAUGGAAUGGGUGUAUAGAUAUGGUGAAGACGCUUAUGGAGUACGUGGUGAUCCUAAAUCGACUCGCCGGCGGAAGAGAAAGCAAAAACGCAAAGAAAAGCAACCCAAGAACUCCCAGUUGGAAGCAAAUACCAGCCCAGUUCCAGUGAAACCACAUCAUGAGCCAUCGAUCCAGCCUACCGAAUUUUCUCCACGGAUCCCUCCUCCCUUAGUUGUCACUUCGGCGAAACCCAAGGGCUCAGAAACUGGUUUUAAGUCCCCGAAAGCACCAAGCGACAAAGCUGCAGAUUCGUCCACCUUUGGGACGGAAAACAUUCUCAAUAUCAUUACCUUAGGAUAUGGAUCCGCAUGGGGGGCCACUUCAGAUAGCCCAUCCUUGAACACUGGUACUAAUUCCGACCAGCCACGAAGUACACCAAAAAAUCUGUCAUCUAAUCCACAUCAAAAACAAUCCGGCCGGGCGGUGGAAUCCACUGGUAGAUUCCUAAUAGGCCUCCGUGAUGACCUUGAAAAUGAAGAAAGUGACAGUGAAAAUAUAGAGGAGGAAAAUUCGAUAGUUGAAUCUACUAAACAGCUUACAUCCAGUAAGAUUAUUGUACGAAAGCUAGAGGUGAUGGUGCAAUCUUCGUCACUCCAUGAAGACUCCUCCCCUACACUUGUUUCCAAGUCACUGCAAGUCGUCAUAUACCUGUACCAACCAUUCAUGUUCACCUUUUUGUUUGAGUGUGGCACAAAGGCCCUUUCAUCCGCUAGCUUCUAUCGAACUAUCCACCAUCAAAUCGGGCCACUACAGAAACCCCUGCUUUCUUCUACGUCGCCUUCAAAAAUAGUAGAGAGGCUCUCCCGCUACGACCUCCACCAGUUCGCCAGGGGUCAAGGUAAAUCUUCCUCCGAAGAAACCCUUUACGAUAUCAUCUAUGAGCCGUUCCAUCGGACCAUCCGAACCUCACUACCAAACAUCCCAGAACCGGAAAUACCAUCAGACCAGAUUAGAGCGUAUAACAACCCGAGGGAUAUCAGUCACUUACCUCCUUGGAGUCGUGCAGAUGCCCUCAAUGUGUACGCCCAGAUAAUCAAUACCUACUUGGAGACCAAGCCCCAAUCAUCCGAGCUGGAAAGAAUAUGUAAAACGAACCGUGGUUGGUGGGUCCUUUGGAUGCGUUUACCUACACCACCGGACCUCCGCAGCCCGCAUGCGACCUCCAGCAACAGCGAGAAGAGCGGCUCGAGCGAUGCACAAUCGCAAGCUACAGCUGGAAUCUCCUCGAAACAUCUCGAAAGCCACAUGUCAAGAGAAGGGCGUUGCGAGUCCACUGCUAAUGUAGCGUUCCUUGUGAGAAAAGCAAGUGAUUUCAAACAGUCGGGCAGAGGACACAUCCGAAGCCAAAGCGGGCCGGGAUUCUUUCGAAGUAUUGGAGGUCGGUUCGGAAGAGAACUGGAAGGGUGGUCCGGGACGCCCGGAGGACUCGUCGAAGGAGUUGGGCUUGAUGCAAAGAAGUAUAUUGAUGCAUUAAUCAACCUAAACAGGUAG
Messenger RNA from Trichophyton benhamiae CBS 112371, 2478 nucleotides. RefSeq lists its product as uncharacterized. NCBI's taxonomy places the organism in Eukaryota, Fungi, Ascomycota, Eurotiomycetes, Onygenales, Arthrodermataceae. Gene Ontology annotation, biological process: vesicle-mediated transport. The coding region runs from base 1 to 2478 and encodes 825 amino acids. The transcript has 5 exons. The record is from RefSeq and is a predicted model, not a curated record. Gene Ontology annotation, cellular component: Mon1-Ccz1 complex; intracellular membrane-bounded organelle.